Psilocybe cubensis is the source of this 984-nucleotide messenger RNA. RefSeq lists its product as uncharacterized. The record is from RefSeq and is a predicted model, not a curated record. NCBI's taxonomy places the organism in Eukaryota, Fungi, Basidiomycota, Agaricomycetes, Agaricales, Agrocybaceae. The coding region runs from base 1 to 984 and encodes 327 amino acids. The transcript has 6 exons.
AUGCCCAUUCCCCAAUCAGCUCAGCACCAAUUGUGGGUUGUCCAAGCGACAAUCGACUCCCUUGUCGAAUCGACACUGUUGCAGUCAUUCACUACAGGAAUCUAUGCUUUACUUUUUCUCCAAGCUAUUGGGCCUUCUGUAAAGCAAAAAAAGAGAAUUGUCAGCGGAACAUUGAGCACCCUUUUUGUUGUUAUUGUGAUAAACUUGGCGGCGGCAUGGAGCACAUGUCGUUCUGUGGUGGUCGUUCAUGAUACCUCACGGGAAUCAAUGGCGCAAGAUUUAUUCACUGGCCCAGAGUCUACGAUGCAAAAAGUGGCAUAUGGAACUCUAGCAAUUUCUGUUAUUAUUGCAGAUACAUUUAUGGUUUGGCGAUGUUAUAUGCUAUGGCAAACCAAGUUAAUAUUAGCCGUGUACGGUCUCGUUCUUGUCGGAGAAAUUAUUAUUCUCCCGAUAUUUUUGGUUUUACAUAUCACACUGGGGUCUAGAUUUGGCUUCCUCGACCUCUACUUUAUUUUAUCCUUGUGCACCACAAUAACAACGUCCGGCCUCAUCAUAUAUCGGAUCGUCGACGUAUCAAGUCGAGGAAACAAUGACAUAAGUCGCUACCAUUACACCAUAAAAAUUCUGGUCGAGUCCGGACUAUUAUACACAGCGGUCAUUUUGAUCUGUGGAGUUACGCAUUUGAUGUUGGACUUUGGAGUGGUUACACCUGGUGUAAUUCAAGCGGUUCAGGACUUUGAUGCUAUCUUGGUUCCCGUCACUGGCAUAGCCCCAACCCUUAUCGCCUCCAGAAACGCCACAAAACGCGAGGAAAAAAGAGAAAAAGAGAACCGUUCGACCUCCCAAAUGAUUUCUCAGCUAAAUUUUCAUAGAGAUGAAUCGAGAGCGGACCGUUCGCAAUCUACGCAAUCUGAAAACUUUGAAACCUCUCAGACAACUCCUGGAGCUAGCAGGCAGUGGCAAUGGCAAGCUCGUACAGUUUAA